Molecule: messenger RNA, 1834 nt
Organism: Aspergillus wentii DTO 134E9
Lineage: Eukaryota; Fungi; Ascomycota; Eurotiomycetes; Eurotiales; Aspergillaceae
Product: FYV10 family protein
Exons: 4
Coding region: 143-1363 (406 amino acids)
Biological process (GO): proteasome-mediated ubiquitin-dependent protein catabolic process
Cellular component (GO): nucleus; GID complex; cytoplasm
Molecular function (GO): protein binding; ubiquitin protein ligase activity
Source: RefSeq, a predicted model, not a curated record
CUCCCCUCCCUCUGCAAGUUUGAAGCCCACCAACCGAUCAGGGGUGCAACUUGCCAAUACUUUGACCUUUCCAGUAUAAUUUUUUUUUAGAAAAUCGAAUCAAGGAAACCUUCUCUAUACCGCAGAAUACGUUUUGGGCAUCAUGGCUGCAGAACUCACGUCAACCAAGCUCAAUGCGGAGAACCAGCUUCUCUUGGACCAACCGCUUCUUCGAUUACCCCAUGAGCUUGCACGACGAAAUUUCAAAUCGGUACAGCGGAUCGUGGAGCGCGAAAAGGAAUAUGUCGUUCCGGCACUGAAGGAGGCAGCCAAUGCUUCCAUGUCGGGCACUCAGACUCCAGAACAGACCCUUGCUGCCUUGGAUGCUAUGAUAUAUCGCAUGCAGACGCUGAAACGUAAAAUGGAAACCCUACAGGAAGAAGAGAAAAAGAUACACGGUCAGUCAAGAAGACGUAUACAGCAUCUGGAAGGUCUUCACCAGAUUCCUAACUUGGCGGAUGUCAAGUACGAUCAGUGGUCAAGGAUCAGACUGGAUAGGCUGGUGGUAGAUCAUAUGCUACGUUCUGGCUAUCCUGAGAGUGCGAAGCAGUUAGCCAAGGAGAAGGACAUUGAAGAUCUUGUAGACCUCAACGUCUUCGUGCAGUGCCAGCGAGUUGCGGAGAGUCUACGUCUGGGCGAAACAAAAGAUGCAUUGCAGUGGUGCGGUGAGAAUAAAGCGGCCCUGAAGAAAAGCCAGUAUAAUUUAGAGUUCGAAUUGCGGUUACAGCAAUACAUCGAAAUGAUUCGGACUGGAGAUAAGCGAAAUUUUGUUGACGCUAUGAUGCAUGCGAAGAGAUAUCUCACCCCAUAUAUUGAAACCCAAUCGACAGAAAUCCACCGAGCUGCAGGUCUGCUCGCGUUUCCCCCGGAUACGAAAGCUGAUCCCUACAGGUCAAUGUAUUCCCCAGAUCGAUGGACUUACCUUUCCAAUCUCUUUAUCCGCACUCAUCAUGAACUUCUGUCCCUGCCGUCGCGCCCAUUGUUGCACAUUGCUUUAUCUGCUGGGCUAUCAGCCCUCAAGACGCCAUCAUGUCAUUCGGAAUUCACUUCUUCUAGCUCAAAUUCUUUGUCUACCACCACGUCCGUCUGCCCUAUAUGCUCCACAGAGUUAAAUGAGCUGGCACGGAAUAUGCCAUAUGCACACCACACAAAGAGCUAUGUUGAGAGUGACCCUAUAGUUUUGCCAAAUGGCAGAGUAUACGGCCAACAGCGACUAUUGGAGAUGAGCAAGAAAGUCGGAGGUAUUGAACCAGGCACGGUCAAAGAUCCUACAACAGGCGAAGUUUUCGAUGAAGUUGAUAUGAAGAAGGUUUACAUCAUGUAAAUCAUGGAUCAUACGGGUCAAAUGUCCUGAAGACGGUGUAAUGCUGGGCUCAUUGUUCACUGGUUUAAUCACUAUCUUCACUAUCGGAUUCAUUUCUUGGUCUCUUUUUGGCACUGACACCUGUCUUCGAAUUCCGAUUAUUCCUUGUGACACCAUGCCCGUCGUCCUGCUUCACCUCGAAGACGUACAUUCUUGCUUCUCUGUCCUCUCCUCGCCAGCCGCCUCUCCCACCGUGUUUGCCUUCAACUUCGCCUAGAGUCCGCGCAUGCGAGUAUUUCUGGUAAGAGGCCCACGGGAACUUGAAGCUAGUGACAACACGUAAACCUGCAUGCCGGGCGAGGUCUCUAAUGUUCCACAGUGUAUAAGGCUCACCCUCGAACAUAGUCACUAGGAUUUGCCCCGGCUCGGUUCUGAUUUUGCUCUUCAUUUGCUCCGUGACAUUCUCAGCUGCACUUCCCUCGCUAUCCUCGU